Diabrotica balteata is the source of this 984-nucleotide messenger RNA. Lineage: Eukaryota; Metazoa; Arthropoda; Insecta; Coleoptera; Chrysomelidae. The record is from the annotation of a GenBank genome assembly.
AUGGAAAUCGUUCAAGAAUUAUCCAGUCAAUAUGUUCUGUAUAUUCCUGUAGCUUUAGUAAUCGUUGGAGCUAUUUUGGUGUUCACUUUUGGUUUUAAAUCUGCCGAACAACCACCCUUCGACAAAUUAUCUUUUGACGAUAGAAAAUCUGCUGGGAAAAAGCGUAAAACUAAGGAAAAGAAACCUACUGCUAAUGGUCACAUUAGCAGUGCAGAUCAAAAAUCAGAUAAAUCCCCAUCAAAGGAAUCCAAGAAGUCCCCCCAGAAAGAAACAGUUGAAGCAAAACAAGAAAAGAAGGAGAAGAAACUAGAGAAACAAAAUGAAAAGCCUAAAAAACAGGAAAUCAAAAAGACAGAGGAAAUCAAAAAUAAGAAAAAUUUAAACAAAGCAUCAGAGAAACCAGUAGAUUUUGAUGAUGGCAACUGGGAAACAGUACCUCUUAAAUCUGAUAAAAAGAAGAAAGACCAAUCACCAGUUAAAAAAGAUAAAAAAUCAUCCAAAAAAGAAAAAGAAGUGAAAGAUGCGAGAGCUGAUAAAAUAGAAAUGGACAAGCUUGUUAAAGAAGUAGUCAACAAGGAAAUUAAAGAAAAAGAGAAACAAAUUGCAGAAGAGAAAAAACAAGUUAUAGAAGAGAAAAAAGAAAAACAACCUGAAGAACCAAUAAAAAUUGAAGAAGUUGCUAAUGUAGAAGAGAAGAAAGACAAGAAGAAGAAGGAAAAGAAGCCCAAGAAGGAAGCCUCAGAGAAACCUGUACAGGAAGAGAUUAAAAUUAAACAAGAGGAAGUAAAAAAAGAAGUGAAGAAUGAAAUUAAAGAAGUACCUGCUCCCAAACCAGCAGCCCCACCAAAAGUUGAAGAACCUGUCAACAAGGUUGCUGCUGCUCCUCAAGAAACUGCUCCUGUCUUUGAUGAACUUGGAGACACAUGGACAGAAUCAAAGGCAACUAAGAAGACCAGCAAGAAAAAAGCCCGUAGAGACAACUAA